This is a messenger RNA of Drosophila erecta, 1410 nucleotides long. Its product is annotated as serine protease snake. The transcript is spliced from 5 exons. NCBI's taxonomy places the organism in Eukaryota, Metazoa, Arthropoda, Insecta, Diptera, Drosophilidae. The record is from RefSeq and is a predicted model, not a curated record. Gene Ontology annotation, biological process: proteolysis. Gene Ontology annotation, molecular function: serine-type endopeptidase activity. The coding region runs from base 54 to 1208 and encodes 384 amino acids.
CAGAAGCGCUUUAGUCUGCUUCCGACACUCGGCGGUUUCGCAGAGCCUCCAAGAUGCUUCGCAAUCUGUCCGCGUGUCUUAUAUCGUUUUUUGGGCUCUGGUGCCUGACCCACACUCACUCCCAGCGUCUGCCCCUAGAAGGCGAUACGAUCCGCUCUCCCGUCGACCGCGACAUAGUCUUUCCGAAGCUGGACGCAGGACCAGGCCAACCCCAGGAGAAGAUGUGGUUUCGCAUAGCCGACUUUCAGUUUGAUCGGGAGGAGAUCCUGACCAAUCCCAAGCCCAGGCGCCACCCCCCGCCUCCAGGGCCUGGCCAGCCCUUCCCGCCGCCCCCCGGGGGCUUUAAAAAGAAAAAGAAGAACAGUCAACGCCGCCUCUGCGAGCAGAAAUAUUCCGAAUACGUGGAACGCAUCUUUCCCAAUGAUACCGCGGUGGCUGCCGAUGCCAACGACGCAGAUUUCGAUGGUCGGAUCCUGGCCAGGCCCGGUGAAUACCCACACAUGGCUGCCGUGGGCUUCGAGUCGGAGAGAGGGCGAGUCGACUACAAGUGUGGCGGCAGCUUGAUAAGCGAGAGAUUCGUGCUUACCGCCGCCCACUGCACCUUCAUAUACGAGAAGGCCCCCAAGUGGGUGCGCAUCGGGGUCCUCAACCUGGUCACCGAGAGGCGGUCGGCGGAGGCCCAACUGCUUCGAAUUCAGAAAGUGCUCGCACACCCCAAUUACAACAAAGAGAUGUACUAUGACGACAUAGCCUUACUUAAGCUGGAGAACGAAGUGGAACUGACGGAAUUCGUCAGACCCAUCCGCCUGUGGGUUUACCCAGAGCUGCCCACGACGAUAGCCUUCGCAAUGGGGUACGGCGCCACUAGCUUCGCCAAGGCCAUGACGAACCGGCUCACAAAUCUUAACCUGACCAUAGUGCCGAACGACGAGUGCAACGCCGAGCUGCCGUCUCUGGCUGAGACUCCCAAUGGAGUUCUGGAAAGCCAGAUCUGCGCCCAGGACUAUAUUCUCAACAGAGACACCUGCCAGGGCGACUCGGGCGGACCCCUGCAACUGAAUUUGCCGGGUCGCCGCCGGCGGCAUAGAAUACACUAUCACCUGAUCGGCAUUACCUCAUACGGCGUGUUCUGUCGCAGUAGUUACCCAUCAGUUUACACCAGAGUGACUUCCUACUUGGACUGGAUCGAACUAACUGUGUGGACCUGACAGAUGCCCACAUGGGAAUCGUAUGCUUUCAGUAAUAUGUUUACUUUCAUUAGAUAUCCACUUUUCGACACUUCCCAUAACAACGGACAUGGCCCGUUCAACUAAACAAGAAUCUACAUAUUUAAUUGGUUCGUUAGCCUUCGAGUAGCAGGAAUAAAAACUGAAGAGAUCGAAUUUUCCUUUAACAGAAAUUUUUUUAUUU